UCGAGUUUACCGUUGAUAGAAAACCAGACAAAAUGAAAUUGUUUUUAGUAUUUAUUGCCACCUUUGUGGUAGCUGCGUAUGGUCACGAAAUUGUCAGUAGUGAUGAUGGAGAAUUAUUUUAUUUGGUACCAGUACACAGAGUAAGAAGGCAAACUACCUUUGACAUCAAUAAAAACGGACCUGGUACCAGGGUUACCCUUGGGCACAAGGGUACCAUAUAUGAAAACCCAAACCAUAAAGUAACAGGCGGUGCAUUUGCAUCUCAACAAUUUAGACCUACUGGACCAUUGACAGCUGGUGGCAAUCUUGGUUAUCAACAUAAACCAUCAGGUUCUGGAUUAAAUGUGGGUGCUGAUAAUACACGCGGCUUUGGAACCAAUGUAAACGCUCAGGGUAACUUGAAUUUGUUGAGGAGCCAUAACGGAAAUACUCGUUUGGACGCCACUGGUGGUUAUAGUCGCCAUUUUGGAGGUGUAGGAGGCACCGGAAGACCCAACUAUAAUGCUGGAUUGAACUUUAACCACAGAUUUUAAGUUAUACAAGAUGUAUUUAUUAAGGCGUGAUGCCAUGUGAUAUUUAUUUAAUAAACUAAAAAAUGCA
Molecule: messenger RNA, 600 nt
Organism: Brassicogethes aeneus
Lineage: Eukaryota; Metazoa; Arthropoda; Insecta; Coleoptera; Nitidulidae
Source: the annotation of a GenBank genome assembly